Messenger RNA from Dama dama (fallow deer), 3601 nucleotides. It is a transcript of the gene PICALM, whose product is annotated as phosphatidylinositol binding clathrin assembly protein. The record is from RefSeq and is a predicted model, not a curated record. Gene Ontology annotation, molecular function: phosphatidylinositol-4,5-bisphosphate binding; SNARE binding; 1-phosphatidylinositol binding. Gene Ontology annotation, cellular component: clathrin-coated vesicle; clathrin-coated pit; synaptic vesicle. Bases 269 to 2098 code for a protein of 609 amino acids. Lineage: Eukaryota; Metazoa; Chordata; Mammalia; Artiodactyla; Cervidae. Gene Ontology annotation, biological process: clathrin coat assembly; synaptic vesicle budding from presynaptic endocytic zone membrane; clathrin-dependent endocytosis. The transcript is spliced from 22 exons.
CAGAGCCUGACGGACCGGAUCACCGCCGCCCAGCACAGUGUCACCGGGUCCGCCGUGUCCAAGACAGUAUGCAAGGCCACGACCCACGAGAUCAUGGGGCCCAAGAAGAAGCACCUGGACUAAGCCUGACUGACUUUUCUCCUUCAUGGAAGUUAGACUGUUUGAAGCAAGAGUGAGCAUGUCCUGAAAGAGAAUUCACUGACGGGAGUCCUGUUUUGAUUUCUCGCUUGGACUUUGGCCCUAAGACUUAAUUCAGUGCACAAAUGAGAUGAAUGUGAACAUCCCGCAGUUAGCAGACAGUUUAUUUGAAAGAACUACUAACAGUAGUUGGGUGGUGGUCUUCAAAUCUCUCAUUACAACUCAUCAUUUGAUGGUGUAUGGAAAUGAGCGUUUCAUUCAGUAUUUGGCUUCAAGAAACACGUUGUUUAACUUAAGCAAUUUUUUGGAUAAAAGUGGAUUGCAAGGAUAUGACAUGUCUACAUUUAUUAGGAGGUAUAGUAGGUAUCUAAAUGAAAAAGCAGUUUCGUACAGACAAGUUGCAUUUGAUUUCACAAAAGUGAAACGAGGGGCUGAUGGAGUUAUGAGAACCAUGAACACAGAAAAACUCCUAAAAACUGUACCAAUUAUUCAGAAUCAAAUGGAUGCCCUUCUUGAUUUUAAUGUUAAUAGCAACGAACUUACAAAUGGGGUAAUAAAUGCUGCCUUCAUGCUCCUGUUCAAAGAUGCCAUUAGACUGUUUGCAGCAUACAAUGAAGGAAUUAUUAACCUGUUGGAAAAAUAUUUUGAUAUGAAAAAGAACCAGUGCAAAGAAGGUCUUGACAUCUAUAAGAAGUUCCUGACUAGGAUGACUAGAAUCUCAGAGUUUCUCAAAGUUGCAGAGCAAGUUGGAAUUGACAGAGGUGAUAUACCAGAUCUUUCACAGGCCCCCAGUAGUCUUCUUGAUGCUUUGGAACAACAUUUAGCUUCCUUGGAAGGAAAGAAAAUCAAAGAUUCUACAGCUGCAAGCAGGGCAACAACACUUUCCAACGCAGUCUCUUCCCUGGCAAGCACUGGCCUGUCUCUUACCAAAGUGGAUGAAAGGGAAAAGCAGGCAGCAUUAGAGGAAGAACAGGCUCGUUUAAAAGCUUUAAAGGAGCAGCGCCUAAAAGAACUUGCAAAGAAGCCUCAUACCUCUUUAACAACUGCGGCCUCUCCUGUGUCCACCUCAGCAGGGAGUGUCAUGACUGCACCAGCCAUUGACAUAUUUUCCACCCCUAGUUCUUCUAACAGCACAUCAAAGCUACCAAACGAUCUGCUUGAUUUGCAGCAGCCAAGCUUUCACCCGUCUGUACUUCCAAUGUCAGCUCCUUCUCAGGUAGCAAGUACGUGGGGAGAUCCUUUCUCUGCUACUGUAGAUGCUGUUGAUGAUGCCAUUCCAAGCUUAAAUCCUUUCCUCACAAAAAGUAGUGGUGAUGUUCACCUUCCUAUUUCUUCAGAUGUAUCCACUUUUACUACUAGGACACCUACUCAUGAAAUGUUUGUUGGGUUCACUCCUUCUCCAGUUGCACAGCCACAUCCUUCAGCUGGCCUUAAUGUUGACUUUGAAUCUGUGUUUGGAAAUAAAUCUACCAAUGUUACUGUAGAUUCUGGAGGCUUUGAUGAACUAGGUGGACUUCUCAAACCAACAGUGGCCUCUCAGAACCAGAGUCUUCCCAUUGCCAAACUCCCACCUAACAAGUUAGUAUCUGAUGACUUGGAUUCAUCCUUAGCCAACCUUGUGGGCAAUCUUGGCAUUGGAAAUGGAACCACUAAGAAUGAUGUAAAUUGGAGUCAGCCAGGUGAAAAGAAGCUAACUGGAGGAUCUAACUGGCAACCAAAGGUUGCACCAACAACUGCGUGGAAUGCUGCAACAAUGAAUGGCAUGCAUUUUCCACAAUACGCCCCCCCUGUAAUGGCCUAUCCUGCUACUACACCAACAGGCAUGAUAGGAUAUGGAAUCCCUCCUCAAAUGGGAAGUGUACCUGUAAUGACACAGCCAAGCUUAAUAUACAGCCAGCCUGUCAUGAGACCACCAAACCCCUUUGGCCCUGUAUCAGGAGCACAGAUACAGUUUAUGUAACUAGAUGGAAGAGAAUGGAAUUAUUCCAAAAAGACAAGUGCUCAAGCGGCAAAUACUUACUUCCAGCAAAAUCCAAACUGCUGUCUCUUAAACUCUCUUCUUCCAUUAGAAUGCUACAGUAACCCAGUAAAGGCCCAUGAAGGAGGAGACUGGGACUAGUCUAUAGGAGAACGUAUCAAUACAGUUUAUAAAGCCAAGAAUUGCCAUGAUUUCAGACUAAGAGCUGUCUUUUUGGUGACUAACCCUUCAGUUCUUUCAACUCCUAUUAAUACCCAUAAUCAGUAACCUACCAAGAAAAGCCCUUAUUUGGAAAGUGUGAAAUUUGUAUUUGGAAAAGCUGCCUGGAGAGAAGAGCUGUGUCCUUUACGCUAAUGCACCAGGACUCUUUUGGGGGGAUCAAAUCAUAAUUCUUCAUUAUGCAGUAUCUUUCUUUUCUCCAGUCCUCACAGAUACAGAAACAGUAACUAAAAUUAACUUUUCUUUUUAAAAAAAAAAUUAUAUAUUCAGUUUGCAGUAGACAUUCCUUAAGUAUUUGUAUUUAUUUAUGAUUAUCAAUUUACGUAACAUUAAUAUUGUAUCAAACCUCCUUAUGAAAAUGAGUAUGGAUGUACACGGUAUGUGUGAUUGUUAUCCAUAAGAAUGAAUCUGAUUCAGAAUGCUUCUCAGCUGACAUACAGAGCACUAAAUAUUUUACGGCAAGUCCAUAGGUCUGAAUCGCUUAAGAAUUCUCAGUCUCUAUGGGAUUUAGGGAAGCAUUAUAAAUGCAUUAAUCCUUAUAGUCAAUUCUGUGCCUAGGAUUUUGCAAGGGAACAGUUCACUGAACUAGGAAAAGCACUACAUUUUAAAUUCAGCAUUAGUGCAUUGGGAAGGAACUUUACUGCUUUGUGCUUGGCAUGUCAUUAUUUUCCAUUUGACAUUAGGGCCUUUCCAAAAUGAAUGUGAGGAAUUGCUUUCACUUCAAAACUUUCCUUCUUUCAGUAAAACUCAAGGAGGUGUUAUGGGGGAGGGGAGGGGACAAAAAUCCUUGAACCUUUUAUUUGGCUCAUGCCAUGUUAUGAUCAUGUACCUUUUAAAUAAGGGGAAAUACUUAUCUUUAAAAUUAAUGUCUAGCCAAGAGUUUAGUUAACGAAGAAUUAAACUGCACUGUUGAUCGGUGCUUUGUGUAAAUACAUCUUAACAUUUGGGUUGAGAGGGGCCUUAAGAAGGACAGUUUGUUGUAGGAAAGCAAUUCUGUACAUGAGUUUAAGCAUACUUGUUGCAUUGUCUCUGCAGAUUCUAUUUUUGUUUACAAUAUUAAAAUGUAUGUUAGCAAAAAUGGGUGGAUUUUCAAAUAAAAUGCAGCUUCCACAAAACUUUUGUUAUGGUAUUCUGGUCUGAGGCGCAUUUUCUUUUUUCCGUUUUUCUUUAUCAUUGAUAUUAUUAUUUUUUGCUAAUAAAAGUAUACCCCAGUGAUUAUAUUUGAUGAUUUAAUAAAAUGUAAAAUUUAUUUCUGUUUUAACUUAA